AUGAAUCGACAAUUGUCUGGUGUAAAGAGCCGGAGCAGCAGUAGUAAAGGCUUCGAUUUGAAUGGGAGUGAUGACGAGUACGAUGAUGUUGAUUUGGGCAACGCAGGAUGGGCUUCCUCUUCCAAUAAUGAUGGUGAUGUUGUCCAGCAGUGGACUCUGCGGAUUAAAUCCUUUCAAGACUUGGAGUUGCAGCUUCCUUCCAAUGCUAUAGUAUCUGACUUGAAGGAACGGACCAAGAAUGCCUUGGGGGAUCGUGCGAAGAACCGGUACAUGCGAUUGAUUUGCAAGGGACGACUGCUGUCGCCUGAUGACUCGCCUAUUCAAGAUUUUAAUGUCAAUGAUGGUGACGUGGUUCAUGCUGUUUUGGCACAACCACAAGUGCAGGCUCAGCAGCGACGAGACAAACGAGACCAUGUUGUGGAUGCAAACACGACUACCAACAAUACUACUACUACUAACAACAACAGUGAUGGUUCCACACUUCAGAGACGCCAACGGCGGCGUGGACGUGACACUGUGGUAGGUCCUGGUGGUAGGGUCACUCGUGCCCAACCUCCUGAAGGUGAGGACUGGGGAAAUAGUAGUAGUAGUGAAGAUGAGGAUACGGAAAUGGGACGAGAACGAUUGGGCUUUGAUCGAUUGCGAGGGAGCGGCAUGUCCCGAUCCGAGAUCACUGCCAUUCGAACCUACUUUUCGCGACAGGUCGAUCGGCAUAUUGAACAGCACCCGAAUAGCCACGAUGAAGAACCAGAUUUGAGAAGGCGGCGGUUCCUUAUGGAGGACGAUUGGAUGGCUCUCCAAGGUCCAGCUUCCGAAUUUCGAUUGAAUCUUAAUCAGAGCACACUGCUUCGUUUCACCACUGGGAUGUCUGGAGCCAAUGGAAUUGGUGGUCGGAAUUUGAGGGUCCCGGCAAGGACCAUGGGGACUUCCCGUGACUUUUAUUGGGGGUUCAUGCUGGGUUUCUUUGUUGGUUUUGGGAUGCUCAUUUGGGUGUGGGUGCCAUCGAUACCACAUAAGCAAAAAUUGGGUAUCAUGACUGGCAUUACCAUGGCCUUGGCGCUGGAAAUUCUUCAGGACGAACACAUUGAUGAAUUUGAUUUGGAAUAA
Messenger RNA from Cylindrotheca closterium, 1107 nucleotides. The record is from the annotation of a GenBank genome assembly. Lineage: Eukaryota; Bacillariophyta; Bacillariophyceae; Bacillariales; Bacillariaceae.